AUGACGAAUUGGGAAGAUAUAGCAAAGCAAAAGCGUGAAGCUGUUUUAGCGGCCAUUCCGAAAGAAUGGAUUUUAAAUGAAGUUCCUAGUGCAGACGACCUGCCAAAUGUGCGAGAAUUUCUAAAAAGUAUAUUGCCUGAUGACGAGAAUGAUAUUGCAUAUUCUAGUGUGACCAGUUUAAUCUCAAAAAUUGCACAAGGGGAGCUUUCUAGCUCAAGAGUUAUAAAGAUUUUCUGUAAAAGAGCUGCAAUACUGCACCAGCUCACGAACUGUUGCAGCGAAAUAUUCUUUGACAGAGCACUCAAGAGAGCAGCAGAAUUGGACGAGUAUUUGGCUAGAAAUGGGAAAGUUGUUGGACCCUUGCAUGGUAUACCUAUUUCAUUCAAAGACCAAGUUAACUUGGAGGGGAUAGCUUCUGCAAUUGGCUUUGUCAGUGGUGUAAAUAAACUAAUCAAGAAGGAGAAGGUCUCACUUCUUGCUGAAAUUCUUGAAGGCUAUGGGGCAGUAUUCUAUGUGAAAACAACGACACCGAUGGCCAUGAUGUGUGGUGAGACGAUAUCUAACAUAUAUGGGGCAACACUUAAUUCUUGGAAUAGAAAACUAUCUUGUGCUGGCUCUUCGGGAGGCGAAGGCUCAUUGUUAGGAGCAAGAUCGUCUUUAUUGGGUUUUGGAACGGACUUAGGUGGAAGCAUCCGACUUCCUUGUAACUCUCAAGGCUUGUUUGGUCUUAGGGGCAGCUCUAAUCGCCUUCCCUAUAAGAACAUAACCAACUCCAUGGAAAACCAAACAGUACUUUGCUCCGUCGUUGGACCUAUGUGUGAUAAUAUCGAAGACUUGAAGUUCAUAACAAAAUUGAUAAUAGAUUCCGAGCCAUGGAUACAUGAUCCUAAAUGUCUACCGAUAAAGUGGAGGGAUUAUAAGCCCGAUCCUGUGUUGAGUUUUGGAUUCUUUGAUUUUUCAAGCUACACGUAUAUACAUCCUCCUGUCAAAAGAGCUUUAGAAAUCGUUAAGAAUUCCUUAAUAAAAGAGGGCCAUGAGAUCAUCAAAUUAGAAUCACCAUUUCCAUUUCAAAAUUUAGGGAAGCUUGCGGGAGAGAUAUUUUCGGCAGAUGGUUGCGAAGAAAUACUAGCCGAGUGUUUGAAAUCUGGAGAACCUGUCAUAAAGGAUCUCGUAAUGUUGGAUAAAAAUGGCAAUCCACCAAAAGCUGUCAGCGUUCUGGAAUAUUGGAAACAAGCAGGAGCAAAAUACAGGUACCAACAACAAUUUGACGAAUACUUACUCUCCACUAUUAACCGAACUAAAACAGGCAGAGCGGUCGAUUGUCUUAUUCUUCCAUUGCAAGCUGGAGCUUCAUACAAGCCUGGUUAUUAUAAUAAAGUGAGAGCUAACUUCACAACAGCUUUCAACGUUUUAGAUUAUUCGGUUGUAGCUACUCCAAUUACUAAGGCAGACAAAACUGUCGAUUUAAUAGAAGAGUAUACUCCUUUGAAUGAUGCAGACCAAUUUCUUUACGAGUGCUACGACCCUGAAUUAUACGAUGGUACGCCUGUCGGAGUUCAAGUUGUGAGUGGAAGGUACCAAGAGGAGAAAGCUAUCGCUUUUGCAGAAUUGAUUCACCGAGCAAUCAAUAAUUAG
Molecule: messenger RNA, 1635 nt
Organism: Priceomyces carsonii
Lineage: Eukaryota; Fungi; Ascomycota; Pichiomycetes; Serinales; Debaryomycetaceae
Exons: 1
Coding region: 1-1635 (544 amino acids)
Source: RefSeq, a predicted model, not a curated record